AUGUCGGAAGUCUCCUCCUUGUGGUGGACCGACGACAGGAUAGAGGCCACGCUUUGUCGCCAAUAUGUUCUCUCUCACCUGCAGCCCGAAUUCCAGACCCGGCUCUUUGCCCUCUUGCCCUGGGGCGAGGGCCUCACCAGCGAGUCUUACCUCGACUGGAUUCUGACCAGGGCCGGUAAACUCUUUCUCAUCCUGAAUGACAUCGGCAUUCCGCACCGUAUUUUCGACCUGGCUGAUGACUGUGUCGACGACUCGGAUCUUCCCUUUGCCGAGGCCCGCGUCGGGGACCUGAAUCUCGCCCGAGAGGGCUCCAACUCGUCGACCCUCAGAAACAAGUUCUUCCUCGCCCAGUGGCGCUUCCUCGUUCGGGGUAUCAACGACGGUGACCAUGUCAAGUAUACUGCGAAUGAAGGCGUCCCGGUCGAAAUCGUCAAGGGCAAUCUUGUGAGCUCGAACAAUAACAAAGACGGGGUGGAAAAGGUCGUGCUGUCAGGUGCUGUGUGCCGGGUCUAUCUACGGACGCAGGUUGAGAUCAAUGCAGCGCCGCACUUUUAUGAAGAGGACGAAGUGCUGGAAGAGAUUAGAUCGCUGCGAAAACUAGCCCACGAGCAUCUCUUUUCCAUCUACGGUUCGUACUUUGUCGAUGACAGCAUCAACGUCCUCUUCAAGGGCGACUACGACCGCACAUUGUCCAAUUUUCUGGUGGAUACGCCUCAGCCAUUCAAGCGUCUUGCCAAGCCUGAGCGCCGCGAGAUCUUGGUGAAUUGGCCGCAUUGCCUCGUCAGUGGUCUGGCUUGGCUUCAUGGCCAUGGACACGGCCACGGGGCGAUUCGGCCAUCCAAUGUCCUCGUCGACCACGACUAUCGAAUUUUCCUCGGCCAUUUCGAGGCCAUGGACACGCUGCUAGACCCGCCCAAGAUGAACGACAUCGAAGCCUACCAAUACGCAGCUCCUGAGCGAUGGAUCCGCACUACCGCUAUCCAGGAGGUCACCACAUCCAAGACCAGUCACCACUCUGGAGGCCGUACGCUCCGAAAGUCAGCCUCGACCUCGAAGCUGCGGCAGUCGUCCAAGAUCCGGUCUAGCUGGAUGACCGAAACCUCCCUUCCCUCGGUGUCGACCGAGUCUAAAGGAACGGUAAUCAGGGUUGGCUCUGGCGACUCGUCGACCUCAAACGGGUCCUCAUCAUCCUCAUCGCUCGGGUCUGGCCGUAGCGUUGGGGGUGGUGCCAGGCGAGGCUCAUAUUUCCGCACCAAACCUAUCCUCUACACCCCGUCCAUCACCUCGUCCAACUCGUCUGACUCGACUACCCGCCCACUCUCUUCCCCGCAGGAUGCCUCGACCAUCCCUUUUGUACCUCACAACUCGACUAUUGUGCGGACAUGGCAGUCGCAGCAAUCCAACAUCCAGUUCUCUGACAUCUUCUCUCUCGGCGCCAUAAUCGUUGACAUCCUCACUUUUCUUUGCGAGCGUAAGCUGUCGUCUUUUGCCAGCCACCGCGCAGCUAAAAACCGGACGCCCGGACGCGGCGGCGGCGUGGCUGAUGCUUCUUUCCACCUCGCACCCAAUCUGGGUCAGGUAUCAUCAUGGUUGAGCCUGCUAGAGCGCGAGGCCAAGAAGCGCAAGGGACUUGCCUUCCGCGCAGUGGAGCCGAUAAUCGAAGUCGUGCGUGAGAUGAUGGCCCGGAGUCCCGAGAGACGGCCGCUGGCGGGAUAUCUAGAAGGCGAAUUCGCGCGGACGAUCCAGCAGCUGGAGGGCAUCCUGGCUACGCACUGUAUAGCGAUCCCACUUCUAAAGCCCAAGAAAACUCCGCCCUCGACCUCAUCUGGUCGACCGCUCGACACACUGACUGAGAGCGAGACUAAUGACCACGAAGAAAAACAAAAGCAACCCAUCAGCAUCCCCCGAAGGACAAACGAAAAAUCAGCCCUGAAACUAUUAGACUUUGACUUUCCAACACCAAACACCAAAAUAAAAUACCCGUCCCUUGACUACAACACCACAAGCAGCAGUGAAAACAACUCCCCUUCGUCCGAAGAGUCCUACGAUCCCGACAUGAUGGUCUUGCACAAUUUGCUUGACAAGAAACUUGCCAGACAGCCUAAUUUCUUCGACGACGUCAACGCGAGUCUGCCGAGUCUGCCGCGAUAUGAGGCGUAG
Messenger RNA from Talaromyces rugulosus, 2160 nucleotides. RefSeq lists its product as uncharacterized. The transcript has a single exon. Gene Ontology annotation, molecular function: protein kinase activity; ATP binding. The record is from RefSeq and is a predicted model, not a curated record. Lineage: Eukaryota; Fungi; Ascomycota; Eurotiomycetes; Eurotiales; Trichocomaceae. The coding region runs from base 1 to 2160 and encodes 719 amino acids. Gene Ontology annotation, biological process: protein phosphorylation.